Messenger RNA from Ixodes scapularis (black-legged tick), 950 nucleotides. Its product is annotated as mitochondrial import inner membrane translocase subunit Tim21. NCBI's taxonomy places the organism in Eukaryota, Metazoa, Arthropoda, Arachnida, Ixodida, Ixodidae. Gene Ontology annotation, cellular component: TIM23 mitochondrial import inner membrane translocase complex. The transcript has 6 exons. Gene Ontology annotation, biological process: protein import into mitochondrial matrix. The record is from RefSeq and is a predicted model, not a curated record. The coding region runs from base 166 to 867 and encodes 233 amino acids.
CUUGGUCCUUUUCCUGCGUCCUGCCUGCGGAUCGCUGGGCCGCUGGGCUCCAAGAGUGUAUUUACGCUCCUGUGUUCCGUUGUUGACGUCAAAGUCAUCAAAAUCUACGCACCGAUUUUCGCUCUUCUAGAUGCGGUCAUUUCAUUUCGACAUCGGAGAAGCAUUAUGACUCUGACAUCCAGGGUUCAGGUCCUGGUGACUGGAUGCAAGGCUCAGGGCCUGCGCAGCCUGCCUUCGUGUGGCCGGCGCCCGAGCUGUGGCCCACUCAGGGCCGAGGGCCUGCACGGGGCCAACAGACCGACUGUCCUGUUGCUGCGGCCUGCGUCCACCACCACGAACAAGGCCAACAGCGCUGUUGUUGAUGCCAAGGACUCUGAGGGAGGUCAUCUAACCAUCGGACAGAAAGUUAAGCAAACAACAAAGGAUGCCAGCUACCUUGGAGUAAUACUUGCGGGACUCGGAGUUACAGGGCUCAUGUUCUACGCCAUCUUCCGAGAGUUGUUCUCCGGCCACAGCCCAAACUCUGUGUACUCGCGUGCGUUGGAGCGGUGCCGAGCCGAUCCCAGGGUCACAGCUGCCGUCGGGGAGCCUGUUCAGGGGCAUGGAGAGACCACCACCCGGGGACGCCGUAGGCAUGUCAGCCACAUGGAAUAUCUCAAGGAUGGCAUCAACCACAUGCGCAUGAAGUUCUACAUCAAGGGCCCCCAUAAAUCUGGCACAGUCCACCUUGAAGUGAAGGAGAACACUAGCAAGGACUUCGAGUAUCGUUAUCUUUUUGUUGAUCUUGAUGGCCACCCAAAACGAACGAUCAUCCUUGAAGACAACAGGGAAAACCACACUUCUGGUACCACCUUUGAUGUGGUAUAGCUAUGUGGUCCUUCUCCAACACAAGUUAUCUGUAGAUGUUGUUUUUUUUUAUUUGACAUUAAAUAAAAGUGCUUGGUUAGUUC